GGCAGCGCUGCUAUCAGUGGGCCUGCGGGGGAGGCCGUGGGUCAUGGCCUCUGGCGCGCCCGGAGACCGGCUACGCGAGGAAGCCCGGUGCUCAGUGUGCCUGGAUUUCCUGCAGGACCCGAUCAGCGUGGACUGCGGCCACAGCUUCUGCCUGAGGUGCAUCUCAGAGUUCUGUGAGAAGUCCGACAGCGCUCAGGAAGGCGUCUAUGCCUGUCCGCAGUGCCGAAGCCCUUUCCGGCCCGAGAGCUUCCGGCCCAAUCGGCAGCUGGCCAGCCUCGUGGACAGCGUGCGGCAGCUGGGACUCGGCGCGGGGUCUGCCGCAGCACGCCAAUGUGCGCGGCACGGCGAGGACCUGAGCCGCUUUUGCGAGGAGGACCAGCUGGCUCUGUGCUGGGUCUGUGACACCACCCUGGAGCACCGGGGCCACAGCACCGUGCCGCUGCAGGAGGCUGCCAGGUGCUACCAGGUAAAGCUUGAGAUGGCUCUGGAACUUGUGAGGAAGGAGAUAGAGGAGACUUUGUCUCAGGAGGUCAAUGUGGGGAAGAAGACUGUUGUUUGGAAGGAGAAAGUGGAAAUGCACAGACAGCGUUUCCGGCUGGAGUUUGAAAAGCAUCGAGGCUUUCUGGCCCAGGAGGAACAGCUGCAGCUGAGGCGGCUGGAGGAGGAGGAGCGAACUACUCUGCAGAGACUGAGGGACAGUAAGAACCGGCUUGUGCAGCAGAACAAGGCCCUGAAAGAGCUGGCGGAUGAGCUGGAGGAGAGGUGCCAGCGCCCAGCCCUGGGUCUGCUAGAGGGUGUGAGAGAAGCCUUGAACAGAAGUAAGACUAUCACACGGCUGGAACCAGAGACCAUUCCCAUGGAAUUGAAGACAGUGUGUCACAUCCCUGGGAUGAGGGAAAUGUUAAGGAAAUUCCAAGUUGAUGUAAGGCUGGAUCCUGCCACUGCGCAUCCCAGCCUCCUCUUGACCGCGGACCUGCGCACUGUGCAGGAUGGAGAGGUGUGGAAGGAUGUCCCCAGCAACCCUGAGCGAUUUGACACGUGGCCCUGCGUCCUGGGCCUACAGAGCUUCUCAUCAGGAAGGCACUACUGGGAGGUUGUGGUGGGAGAAAGAGCAGAAUGGGGUUUAGGCGUCUGUCAGGAGGAAGCGCCAAGAAAGGGAGAAACCACACCGUCCCCAGAGAACGGUGUCUGGGCCAUGUGGCUGCUGAAAGGGAGCGAGUACAUGGUCCUAGCCUCCCCAUCUGUGCCGCUACUCCAACUCCAGCGACCUCGACGCAUUGGGAUUUUCUUGGACUAUGAAGCUGGUGAAAUCUCAUUUUACAACGCAUCUGAUGGGUCUUAUAUUUACACGUUCAACCAACUGUUCUCUGGUGUUCUCCGACCCUAUUUUUUCAUCUGUGACAUGACUCCUCUUCUCUUGCCACCUGUGACAGAAGCAGGGUGGGGAGACUGGGCAUCCAGGGGACAUCUUGACUUUUGUUGUAGUAUGAGAGAUGAGUGUUCCUAAAAUUUUGGUCUCAGAAAAGGAUGGUAACCUGACAAAGGCCCCUGGAAUGUGGCCUUAUAAUUUGUAAAUACACUAAUUUUCAACAAUUGGGUCAGCACUUUCUUUGUUGCUAUGGAGAUUUUCCCAUAAAGGCAAAAGAGAAGAUGAGAAGUAUUUGCAUAUGAAAGAAUGGUGUGGAGUAUAUAAUCAUUUUGGAAAUGGAGUAGUCUCAUCAAACUCUAUUUCCAGAUGUCUUGACAUUAUUUUCUACUUUCUUUGUCCUUUUUUUCUUUUUUGUUUUGGUUGUACUGAGGUUUGAACUCAGGGCCUUGCAGUUGCUAGCCAGGUGCUGUACAACUUGA
Messenger RNA from Castor canadensis (American beaver), 1848 nucleotides. RefSeq names its product tripartite motif containing 58 (gene Trim58). Gene Ontology annotation, molecular function: zinc ion binding; protein binding. The record is from RefSeq and is a predicted model, not a curated record. Lineage: Eukaryota; Metazoa; Chordata; Mammalia; Rodentia; Castoridae.